Cuscuta epithymum is the source of this 3083-nucleotide messenger RNA. The record is from the annotation of a GenBank genome assembly. Lineage: Eukaryota; Viridiplantae; Streptophyta; Magnoliopsida; Solanales; Convolvulaceae.
GCGCCGGUUUGUUAAUUUUCGCAUGGCACAAACCAGUAGCUUACCCGGCGCCGGGUAGGCCUUAUACCCGGCGCCGGGUAGGACAAAAUUUCCAGUUUUCCCUGCACACAACGAAGAACCGGCGCCGGGUAGGCUUGAAACCGGCGCCGGGUAGGUCCGAUUAUGCACAAAACAGACCAACGUGCAAGAGGAUUUUUGAUGGGAAAACUUCAUCUUCCUCAAGUGUGAUCAAAUAUUGCUUCCAUACCUUAUUGUUGGGCUCGAAUAGACUAAAAGAUGUCAUUCUUUAGCCUAUAUAAAGCCCUCAAUUCAUCAUUCAAACACAUUCCAUUCCAUAGAUUAAUUCCUAGCUUUUAUAUUUUGUUCUUGCUAUUUUUCUUCAAGUUCUUGAGGAGGAAACUUCAACCUCCGAAAUCAUUGGUGUUUAGGUAUUAUUUCCUUUGUAAUUUUAUGUUCCAUUACAUUUCAAUAUUGUAUUGUGAUUAAUAUGAGUAUUAGAGGCUAAUUUCUUAGCUAAGGCUAGGGAUGAACUUCUAUGCCCACUAGGUGUUUGAUAAAAGUUCUAAACCAAUAAAUUGUGAUUUAUCCUUUACAUUUUGAUUGUUUAUGACUAUGGUGUACAACAUAGAAGUAUGUUAAACUUAGUUUAUGCUUGCAAUUAACGUUGAGGUCUAAACUAUGAACAUUAAAGGAUAAACAUAUAUAUUACCGAGAAUAGAAAUAUAUCCGGUAUUAUAUGAUACGGGUGUGAUGUCUUGAUAUUCAACGGGGUUUUCGGUAGAUGAAUGUAAGCCGUAACGGAACUUACACGUAACGAAAACCACGCUCUCGCUGCCUUAACCGGAGUUGAGAAUAUAUUAGCGAUAUCGUAUUCAUAAUUAUUGGUAAAGAACUAAUAUUCAACCCUAUUAAAGCAUUUAAGUGAUUCCCGAAGCCUUAGCCGUUGUUAUUCUUCUUAAAUCCGAAUUAAUCAAGGUUAUUUCCUUGAAUUAAAAGUGAAAAGCCAAAAAUAUAAAACACAACUCAAAAUCCCUGCACUUUACUCAUUUCAAUAUAUAAAGUUAUCUACUCUCGGACUUGAAUUAAACAACGUUUCCCUGUGGAUUCGACCCGGUAUUUUACCGGAAUUUAUUACUAUAUCGGCACUUGUACACUUGCAAGUUCAGCCCGGUCAAGUUUUUGGCGCCGUUGCCGGGGAAACUAUCUUGUUUAAAAAAGUCCAAACAAUCAAAAAUCCUGAAUUUAUUUUAUUUAUUACUUUUCACAACUUCACUUGAUCUUGGAAGGAUUUUUGUUUUUUCUUGUGUAGAUAUUCCCUUGUGUUUGCAUGCAAUUGAGAGGUCAAGGUUCUAAAAUUCUUGAACCACUUGAUCUUGAAAAAGAAAAAACUUGCAAACACAUUCGAAGGGAGCAAAAAGCUACAAAGAUAUUGCCAACUUUGAAUGAGAGGAAGAGGCCCGUGGUUGCCACCAGUCCCUCAUGUAUUGUCCUAAGCGAAGCGGCUCGGGACUAUGAAAUGAAAAAUAGCUAUUUCAAUGCUAUGCCUCAAUUUCAUGGUCUUCCGGGGGAGAAUCCACUUAACUUCAUCACCGAGUUCUAUGGGUUCAUCCAAGGAAUCCCUAGACAUGGUCUCACCGAGGACGAUCUCAAACUUAAAAGCUUCCCCUACACUUUGAAAGGGGCAGCAAGGGGAUGGUUCUUAGAGCAAGCACCGACAAGCUUUACAACGUGGGAAGGUAUCUAUAAUGCUUUCAUUUCCAAGUAUUACACAUCCACUAUGACUCAAGAGCUAAGACAACGAAUCUUCAACUUCAAACAACAAGUUGGGGAAUUAUUCCAAGACGCAUGGAGGCGUUUCAAAUCAUUGCUAAGGGAAUGCACACAUCAUCGCAUUCCUCUUGAUCUUCAAAUUGACACAUUCUACAAUGGUUUGAACUCUUCAUGUCAAGCCAUUGUAGACAACCGUGCGGAGGGCUAUAUUGGCAAUAAAACUGAAACGGAAGCAUUAAGAAUCCUUGAAUCUAUUGCUUCAAAUCCUCAAUUACAAGGAGGAGAUGUCAAAUUGGCCGGUGUGAGCAAAGUGUCUAUAGCUCAUGAAUUAGACAAACGGUUUGCUGAUUUUCAACAAGCCAUGCACAAAGAUCUUCAAGCUUCUAUUCACACGGCUCUACAAGCCGUAAUUGGAGGGGCUAGUCAAGUGUCAAAUGUGGAAAGCAUAGCACAACCGGAAGGUAAUUCACCUCAAACUCUUGAAGAAGUGAAUUAUAUGAACUCAUAUGGGAAUAGGGGGAAUCGAGGAGGCAACAACUACAAUAAUCAACCAAGGUUUAACCAAGGAAAUUCUUGGAGACCACAAGGAGGUCCUUCUAACCCCCCAUCCAAUUUUGCGCAAGGGCAAAAAGAGCAAACAAUGGAGGAGAUGAUGAUAGCUCUCACUCAAAAUGUUGUGGCUAUAAAAGUCCAAAAUGAGGAAAAUCAUAGUAGAGUGGAGGCAUCCAUUGGGAAUCUCCACUCUCAAUUCAACAAGUUGGAUCUUCGCUUUGAAGAUCAAAAUAUAAAGCUCAACCAACGCAUUGAUACCAUCGAGCAAUAUACCACAAAGUUUUUACUUUAUUAAUCCUCGUGUCGGUCAAACUUGACAAAGUUUUAAGGAACGGAGGUAGUAUAUAUAGUUGCAUUAAAAAAAGUUAGCUUUUAUAACAUCUGAGUGAAACACAUGGACGUCUGGUGUACCACCAUCUACAUUUGUGUUAUCCGGGUCUGAGUGAACACAUAUAUAAAAAAAAAUGAUUAUGAUAGAGUAUAUAGACUCGGACCCCCGGGUCUCAUGACUAUUGGGCCCGGACAGCGGCCCACAUACGCUCAAUAGAUAGCAUUUAUCUCAUUGUACACUCUAUUUUAUUCAUGUAUAUCCAUUAGAAUAGAUUAAAUACAAUUUAUUAGCCAUUUAUUGGCCUUUUAUUGUAACUGGGCCAGCCAGGCCCAAGCCUGGAAGUUCAGCCCUCUUUUCUCCUAUAAAUAUUCCCUAUGGGAGCCAUGUAAAGGAUUGGAAGGCUGGAAGUUGGAAAUUCAUUUUAUACAUA